Gastrolobium bilobum is the source of this 1107-nucleotide messenger RNA. RefSeq names its product GDSL esterase/lipase At4g16230-like. The transcript is spliced from 5 exons. Gene Ontology annotation, molecular function: hydrolase activity, acting on ester bonds. The record is from RefSeq and is a predicted model, not a curated record. Bases 1 to 1107 code for a protein of 368 amino acids. Lineage: Eukaryota; Viridiplantae; Streptophyta; Magnoliopsida; Fabales; Fabaceae.
AUGAUGGGCAUUUAUUUGAACAGAAGAGUCAUUCUUGGAACUAUGUUUCGAGUUUUUAUGGUCUUACUCUUGUUCAGGAUUGGCUUUUCAAAUGUUAUUCCAGCAUCUUUUGUUUUUGGAGAUUCCCUGAUCGAUGUGGGGAACAACAACUACAUUGUUUCACUGGCCAAAGCAAAUUAUGACCCUUAUGGAAUUGAUUUUGGAAUGCCCACAGGCCGUUUCACUAAUGGAAGAACAAUAAUUGAUAUUAUAGAGCAGCAACUAGGACUUUGCUUUACUCCUCCUUACUUAUCUCCCACUACUGCUGGAUCCACGGUUCUAAGGGGUGUCAAUUAUGCCUCUGGUGCAGGUGGAAUUCUAAAUAACUCUGGCGAAAUUUUUGGUGGUCGAAUCAACUUUGAUGCACAGAUUGAUAACUUUGCAAAUACCAGGGAAGAAAUUAUCUCAAUAAUUGGUGUCCCUGCAACUCUCAAUUUGUUUAAAAAGGCCCUUUUCUCAGUAGCAUUUGGCUCAAAUGAUUUCCUUGAUAACUAUUUGACACCUAUAAUCUCAACUCCGGAGAGAGAGUUGGUAUCUCCAGAAUCAUUUGUGGCCAUCAUGAUAUCAAGGCUCAGACUACAGCUUAUGCGGCUAUUCAGUCUAGGAGCCAGAAAAAUUUUUGUGGCAAAUGUAGGGCCUAUAGGGUGUAUACCCUAUAUGAGGGAUUUUAACCCUGAUGCUGGAGAUGACUGUGUCACUUUCCCCGAUCAGCUAGCUAAAUUAUUCAACACCCAAUUGAAGAGCCUUAUUGAAGAGCUGAGAACAAACCUAGAAGGGUCUUUAUUUGUUUAUGCAGAUGUUUACCACAUUGUCGAAGAUAUCCUACUGAAUUACAAUGCAUAUGGUUUCGAGAAUCCUAAUUCAGCAUGCUGUCACCUGGCUGGUCGAUUUGGAGGCUUGAUCCCAUGCAAUCGUAAUUCAGAAGUUUGUGAGGAUAGAUCUAAGUACGUUUUCUGGGAUACUUAUCAUCCUAGUGAUGCAACCAAUGUUAUCAUCGCAAAGCGACUCUUAAAUGGUGAUACCAAUGACAUUUCACCUAUGAACGUUUGGCAACUCUCCCAAGCUUGA